UGAUCACCCUAGACCCAGGGACACCCAGCUCAUCGUGCAAGGGGGUAAUCAUCAUGAAUAAUCAAAAGGCUGUGGCCGCAUGGCUGCAGGAGUGCAAGCGAAUGCUGGACCGGCUCUCGUCAGCGGCGUCAGCUGUGUCAGAGGAGGAUGAGAAUGAGGACCAGCAGUGCAGAGCGUCACUCCCCAGCGAGUUAAGGACACUGAUCCAGGAGGCAAAGGAAAUGAAGUGGCCCUUCGUGCCUGAGAAGUGGCAGUACAAACAAGCCGUGGGCCCAGAGGACAAAACAAAUCUGCAGGACGUGAUUGGUGCUGGGCUGCAGCAGUUGCUGGUGUCCCUGAGGGCCUCCAUCCUCGCUGGGGACUGCGCCACGGCUGCAGCCAUUGUCUUCGUCACUGACCGGUUCCUGUACGGCCUCGACGCGUCAGGCCCGCUCCUGCAGGUGGCCAGAGGCCUGCAUCGGCUGCGGCCCUCGACGCCCAUCGCACCACAAGUGGUCAUUCGCCAGGCACGCAUCUCUGUGCACUCAGGAAAACUUUUAAAAGCAGAAUAUAUCCUGAGCAGUCUGAUAAGCAACGAUGGAGCCACAGGUACCUGGCUGUACAGAAAUGAAAGUGACAAGGUCCUGGUGCAGUCGGUGUGUAUACAGAUCCGAGGGCAAAUCCUGCAAAAGCUGGGGAUGUGGUAUGAAGCAGCUGAGUUAAUCUGGGCCUCCAUUAUUGGAUACUUAACACUUCCUCUGCCAGAUAAAAAGGGAAUCUCCACCUCACUGGGAAUACUGGCAGACAUCUUUGUUUCCAUGAGCAAGAAAGAUUAUGAGAAGUUUAAAAACAAUCCACAAAUAAACGUGGGUCUGCUGACGGAGUUGCACCACCAUUUGCUAUCAGCCGCGGAAGCCUGCAAGCUGGCAGCUGCUUUCAGCCCCUACACGCCCCUCUUCGUGCUCUCAGCUAUGAAUAUCCGUGGCACGUGCUUGCUGUCCUACAGUAGUUCUAAUGACUGUCCCCCAGGAAUGAAGACUUCCUACCUGUGUGAAGCCAAAGAGGCCUUUGAGAUCGGCCUCCUCACCAAGCGACAAGAUGAGCCGGUGACUGGCAAGCAGGAGCUCCACAGUUUCCUCAAAGCUGCGUUCGGUCUCGCGACGGUGCACCGGCGGCUUUCCGGGGAGCUGGAGCCGGUGGGGGUGGCCAGUCGGCUCUGCGGGGAAGCGGUGGAAAAGCUGUACGCUUUCAGCACCUUCUCCGACAGCCAGGAGAAGGAAGCCCUCUCUCGGGAGAUCAUGUCUGUGGUCGGCCGCGUGAAGGAACACUUGCGAGUCCAGAGCUUCUCGAAUCUCGACGAGCAGUCUUAUGUGCCAGAGGGUUUCAAGUGUCAGCUGGAUAAACUCGUCUUGCGUGGGCAGGUGGACUUCCAAAAAGUCCUCCAGGCCUACUCCCAGCACCAUACUGCCGUGUGCGAAGAGUUCGAAAGGGCUUGUAGAAACGACAGAAAUAAACAGAGAGCUUCCAAAAUGGGCCUCUGUAUCACCGCUCUAAAGACGGAAACAAAAAACACAGAUACAGUGAGUACAACCGAGGACAAGCCACAUCUCCCGAAAGGCGAGGGGGGUUCUUCCUCCCAAAGGGGUGAGGGCGGCCAGGAGGAGCUCGGGAGGGCCAGUGGGAGAAGCCAGAGCCCUGCGCAGGCUUUCCGAGUGUCCUCAGGUCCAGCUGUGGAGGUGGAAGCUGGCUGCCAUGACCACAGUGACGGUGGGGGUGCUAUUGUGAGCACACCUCUGAGUGACAGCCAGAGCUCAGGGUCUUGGAGCAGGUUGUCCGGGCUCAGUGCUUCAACCAGCUGGGAGGACGUGAGCGACCAUGUGCAGGACCCAUCAGUCAGGAAAACGUCCUGCCCCAGGGAACAGCUGGUGGACACCCAGUGUUCCACCGCACUGUCUGAGGAGCUGCAGGACGAUGCUGAGAGUAGAGCUCCCCCGUCCAUGUGUUCAGAGCUGCAGUGGCUGUCUCUCCAGGUGUGUGAGGGUGCUAACACCACGUCCUCUUCGGGGCCCGUGCACUCCCACGUGGCCAGCAAUGGCCACACUCCUCGUAAUGCAGCAGGCACGUCCGUAGCCUCUGGGGCAGGGCUGGUAGCUGCAGCUCCAGAAGGCCAGCAGGAAGCGAGAGUUAGGGGACCCAUCAGCAGUCCUGCUCCUCCCAGACCUUCGUGUGGUUCUGCCUGUCGGUCUCCUGACUCCAUUUGGCCCAGCAACGUGACCACGUGGCCAUCACUCCAAGAAGAAACCUUUGAGAUCAUUGAUGAGCUUCCAGAAACCGACUGUGAUGCCACAGGUGGACAUGGAGAAGAGAAGAGAGACGAGAUUGAUAAGCGAGGCACCAGCCCCACAUUCGGAGACUCUCCCUGCUGGGUUGACCCAGAGGGAGAAACAGCAGAGAGCACCGUGGAUGUGCCCUUCGAGUCUCAAGUAGCCAUGGACACGUCUCUGGGCAGAAGUUCCUUGAGAGCAGGUGGCUCUGGUGCUCCUCGCUGGCCUGUUCAGAAUCCUGCCUUGGGAGAACGCAGCGUCUCCGCCAAAGACCAAGAAGUGGAUCCGGAUGCCCCCACAGUGGAUGAGGAGGGCCACGUGCUGGAUGACACAGAUGUCCACUCCACAGGUCCAUGCAAGGCUCAGUGGGCUCUCAGGCGACCACCGGGCCUGGGGCCUGCGACCCCUGGAUCCUUUCCUGCUGCCAGCGAGGAUUGCACGACCACAGAGGAAGGCAACGAGCCUGCAAACUUGUUCAACUGCAGCCAGAACUCCAGCUCGACCUCCUCGUCCUGGUGCCUAAAAUCUGCAUUUUCCAGCAGUUCUGAGGCAGACAACCCCUGGUCAUUUCUAUACUCCAGCAGCAGUUCUUCGGUCUCUCGGCCAGGAGCGGUGAGGCAGGAGACCCUGCAGGCACGUACCCUGCAGCCUGACGACUUCAACAAGCUCCUGGCAGGGGUGAAGCAUGAGUGGCUGUUCCAGAGACUGGAGAACACUGGUGUUUUUAAGCCCAGUCAGCUCCGUGGGGCACACCGUGCUCUUAUGUUAAAAUAUUCCAAGAAAUCUGAAUUAUGGACAGCCCAGGAAACUCUUGUGUAUUUGGGGGACUACCUGAAUGUAAAGAAGAAAGGCAGACAAAGAAAUGCAUUUUGGGUUCAUCAUCUUCAUCAGGAAGAAACUCUGGGGAGAUAUGUCGGGAAAGAAUAUAAGGAACAGAAGGGGCUGUGGAGCCACUUUGCCGAUGUAGAGCGUCAGAUGACCGCGCAACACUACGUGACAGAAUUUAACAAGAGACUUUAUGAACAAAAGAUUCCCACACAGAUUUUCUACAUCCCAUCCACCAUCUUACUGAUUUUGGAAGGCAAUACAAUAAAGGGAUGCAUCAGUGUGGAACCUUACAUACUUGGAGAAUUUGUAAAGUUAUCAAACAACACAAAAGUGGUGAAAACAGAAUACAAAGCCACCGAUUAUGGCUUGGCUUACGGUCAUUUUUCCUAUGAGUUCUCCAACCAUAAAGACGUUGUGGUCGAUUUACAAGGUUGGGUGACAGGAAACGGAAAAGGGCUCAUCUACCUCACAGAUCCCCAGAUCCACUCUGUGGAGCACAAAGAUGUCACUACCAAUUUUGGAAAGAGGGGGAUUUUUUACUUCUUCAAUCACCAGCAUGUGGAAUGCAAUGAAAUAUGCCGUCGUCUUUCUUUGACAAGACCUUCAGUUGAGAAGCUACAUUAAGUCCUAGUCUCUGUGGAGGUAACUCGUGCUAUUUGUGACGUCCGGUUCUCUUUCCUUCCAGGCACCCAGGACUUGGCACUACCUGGUCUCUUUGGGCUUAGAUGGUGCCAGGGGACUGGUUCUGGGGUCUCUGAGUCUCUCCCUCUGCUACAGGAACCCAGAAAGUGUCAAGGAACUAUUAGCUGCUACCAAUAUAAGCCCUGCAGCGAGGGGAACUGACCACAACAAACACAGAGCACAGCUGAAAAUAAAACUCUGGCUUAAGAGACUGACUGAUUAAGAGGUUGGAUACUAUUGGCGUUGCCUCUAUUGAAAUAAUUAACCUGGACAAAAAUGAUGGAUGACUAUUAAAACUAUUAGCAGAAUAGUUGACGGGGAAGUUUAUAAUGGAAGGGUCAGGCUGAAGCUACUUUGCUGGCUGGAAAGGUUUUGAAGAUGAUGUUUGUUCUGUGUAGUAUGGAUAUAGAUGUCCUCUGUCUGAACAUCUCGGUGGAAUCUAGGUGUAACGUGUAGGUUGGAGAGCUGAGUUCCUGGCAGGGGGUUACAAUGUGCAGCUUCGUGAUACAGAAUCACCUCUUCUUCAUACUUUAGUCACAGACCAGCUCUGGUGCCUUGGGGAGGAGUCUCCUGGCAGCUCCAGGAGAUGGGGGUCGCUCAGGGCAUCCUGGAACUGCAGUUGUCAUGGCCUGAACCGGGCUUUCUACCCCUCAGCACCUCUGGCAUUUGCUUUGUUCAUUUUGCUUUCACUAAGAAAAUGAAUGAGUGAAUGAAUAGUGAAAUGUUAGCGAUAUGUAUGUGUAUUUUAUAUGCUUGGUAAAUGCUUAUUAGCUAAGUCUUGCUUCAGCUGGCAGAACAAGUUGAGAAUUCAUGUUUUGGUUUCAGAAGCAAAGACUCUCUGAGCUCUUCAGGCUUCAGAAAACCCUGCUGCAAAAGGGGUGGGUGUGGGCAGGCAGUAGGUAGGUAGAAAGACAGUCAGAAGGAAAGAAAGAAAAAUAAUUCCAUAGUGCCACCUCCAAUUUGUUGGAGAAGAAAAAGUUUUUUUUUUUAUUUUUGUCUAAAACCGUUUCUAACCGCCUCCCAUUCUUUCUCGUAGCAAAGUGGAUAUUGGGAUAUUCCAUUAUCAUUUUUCUAAAUCAAACAGAGUUUCUAUUUUACUCUUUUGCACUCAGAGCUGUGUGAAAUGGCCAUAUUUAAAAAGCAACGUGUCCACUUGACAGAGCUCAUUUUGUCCCUUCAGACAUGAGAAACAUCAGGCCUUCGUUGCUGCCUGUUAGCCCGGCUAUUGUUUUGAAGGUGAUGUUUGUUCUGUGUGUUUGGGAUAUACAGAUGUCCUCUGUCUGAACAGCUCGCUAGAAAGUAGGUGUAAAGUAAGAAGCAAGAGGAAGUGAGGGGAAAGAGUAAAUCUCUUUAUUAUGGUGCAUAAACCUUCCGUGAGAAGGAGCUUUGCAGCUGCACAAGGAGAAAAAUGCAUUCAAAACGAUAAUGCCAGUGUGAAUAAUCCUUUCUCGAAUGCUGCUUGCAGCCUGCUCCAGCUUUGUCAGGUGAACUUGAACUGCACACUCUGGCUGUCACCCCCGGGCAUUCACCAUCUUGACUGUUGUUUAAAGAGAACAAGCCAUCCAUCAUUGAACCGGGGAGUCACUUUCUCAUAGAAAAGUAAAAUCAGCAUGUGACACUACUCAGCCCCAGUGUUUCGCAGAUUAAAAUGAUACAUGGCGACUCACGUGUAACUAGGAAGAUUAAGUCGGUUAUCUUGUUCCGCUCCCCAGACAAAAGAAUUCCCCUCCAGCAGUAAGUGGGAGCUUUACAGAAGCCGGAAAAGUUGGACUCAGCUAUCCCAGUGAAACAGAGAGUUUAACGAGACAAAAUGUUACUUUGCUUCCACACGCUGCGCCUUCCCUGCCGAAGAUGGCACCGAGAAGAACCCACCGGAAGGGGGAGCCCCUAAGUGACCCUAGUGAAGCACACGCUUCUUCUACUGCGCGGCGUGCCAAUUUUAUUACCGGAGAUGGACACGCAAUUUAUUGUCUGAAAGCCCCCACAAUUGAUUUAAAUAUGGGAAAAUAAAUGAACAGCCGCUGGCCCUGAGGCCUCAGCUUCCUACGACUUGGUCGCCAGUUGUACAGUAUCAAGUUAUUAACACUUGCCCCAUUGUGUGAUGCCUACAGUAAUAAAAUUUUAAAUGACUCAUAUAGAAACGAGCUCACAAUGGAAGGCUGGGACACAACCUUUAAUUCAGCAAGACAAGGCGAAUAUUUACCGUGUUACGGGAGACAGUGUUUUUUAGACCAUUGAGUAAAGGAGUUAUGCCUGUUUUUAAAGUAAAUUCCUAAAAGAAGACGAAAGUCAUUAUUGAAGGGUUUAUUUUAAUGUAAAUAAGCGCACUCAUUAAACUUAAUGGAAGAAAAUCCAUGUCUUUCUAAUUAAA
Molecule: messenger RNA, 6183 nt
Organism: Condylura cristata (star-nosed mole)
Lineage: Eukaryota; Metazoa; Chordata; Mammalia; Eulipotyphla; Talpidae
Gene: ALPK1
Product: alpha-kinase 1
Exons: 13
Coding region: 54-3755 (1233 amino acids)
Biological process (GO): protein phosphorylation
Molecular function (GO): ATP binding; protein serine/threonine kinase activity
Source: RefSeq, a predicted model, not a curated record